AUGACCGAAAAACGCUCUCAAAAUUGGCUUGUCUGCUUGGGUCGAGGUCAAUCUGAAGAUAUAAUUUAUAGUACAGAUGCUCGUAACUUUUAUAAUAAUUUAAGCGAUCCAUUUGAAGGCCAACCAUUUGUACCAAAGAUUUGUGGUGGUUUCUUUCUUAUGCGUCCAACAGAACCUACAAUUCACCUACUUGAAGAUUUAAGUAAAACAAUGAACAUUGACUCAAGCGCUAAUGAUCAAUGGACUAUAGAUAGACUUUUAAAUAGUCGUUAUAAUUCUACAAAUAAUAUAUUUAUUGACGAUCCAACUCGUACUUGGCUUGUUGAACCUUUACCAUCGGGAGUAGAACGAAGAAAUACAAGCGUGAGAACAAACAGUUCAAUCAAGCUUCGUCUAUUAGAUCAAGCAGCCUAUAUUAGUGGACAUAUUUAUGGUUCAUCAAAUGAUCGAUACUGGCAGGAAAUACAAAAAUUUGAAAAAUGGAAUCCAUUUUUUCAGCGCAUUAUGGUACAUGCCAAUACAUGGGAUGAAGACAAAGUACAAAUGAUAAAAAGAAAUCGUUUAUGGCUCUUAGGGCCCGAUGAUGUCUGUAUUUUAUAA
Molecule: messenger RNA, 600 nt
Organism: Adineta steineri
Lineage: Eukaryota; Metazoa; Rotifera; Eurotatoria; Adinetida; Adinetidae
Source: the annotation of a GenBank genome assembly